Molecule: messenger RNA, 1341 nt
Organism: Dromiciops gliroides (monito del monte)
Lineage: Eukaryota; Metazoa; Chordata; Mammalia; Microbiotheria; Microbiotheriidae
Gene: BDH2
Product: 3-hydroxybutyrate dehydrogenase 2
Exons: 10
Coding region: 90-827 (245 amino acids)
Biological process (GO): siderophore biosynthetic process
Cellular component (GO): cytoplasm
Molecular function (GO): 3-hydroxybutyrate dehydrogenase activity
Source: RefSeq, a predicted model, not a curated record
UUAUUUGCCUUCCAUAUGUAAUCUGCCUUGAUAUAGUUUUAAGUGGAAGUUUGUGGGGGAAAGUGAUUAAAAGAUUAAGAGACUGCACCAUGGGUCGACUUGAUGGGAAGGUCAUCGUUCUGACUGCUGCUGCUCAAGGAAUUGGUCGGGCAGCUGCCUUAGCCUUUGCAAAAGAGGGGGCCAAAGUCAUAGCAACAGAUAUCAAUGAAACCAAACUUCAAGAACUAAAUGGGCAUACAGGCAUUCAAACUCGAGUUCUUGAUGUAACAAAAAAGGAACAAAUUGAUAAAUUCUCGAAGGAAAUUGAGAGGCUUGAUGUCCUUUUUAAUGUUGCUGGAUUUGUCCAUCAUGGAAACAUCCUAGACUGUGAGGAGAAAGACUGGGAUUUCACCAUGAAUCUCAAUGUCCGCAGCAUGUACUUGAUGAUUAAGGCAUUUCUUCCUAAAAUGCUUGCCCAGAAAUCUGGCACCAUUAUCAACAUGUCUUCUGUGGCUUCUAGCAUCAAAGGAGUUGUCAACAGAUGCGUAUACAGCACUUCUAAAGCAGCUGUGAUCGGACUGACAAAAUCGGUGGCUGCCGAUUUCAUCCAACAGGGUAUCAGGUGCAACUGUGUGUGUCCAGGGACUGUUGAUACACCUUCUCUGCAUGACAGAAUCCAGGCUAGCCCAGACCCAAAAAAGGCAAUGGAUGAUUUCUUGAAGAGACAGAAGACUGGAAGAAUGGCAACUGCAGAAGAAGUGGCCCUACUGUGUGUGUACUUGGCCUCUGACGAAUCUGCCUACAUGACUGGUAAUGAUAUCAUCAUCGAUGGAGGCUGGAGCUUGUGAUUUCUGAAUUGUAACCAUGGAAAAGAAGCCCCUUCCUAGUUACACUGAGCUUGGAUGUGAAUUGUAAUUGCUCCAUUGCUAACAAAAUUUAUGUAGUACUUGUUUAAAAAUCAUAUAUUUAGGGGCAGCUAGGUGGCGCAGUGGAUAGAGCACCGGCCCUGGAGUCAGGAGUACCUGAGUUCAAAUCCGGCCUCAGACACAUAAUACUUACUAGCUGUGUGACCCUGGGCAAGUCACUUAACCCCAAUUGCCUCACUAAAAAAAAAAAUAAUAAUAAAAAAAAAUCAUAUAUUUAAAUUUCAUUGCUAAAUGAUACCUUGAAUUUAAUUAGUAAUUUUUAAUCCUCAUGAACAUAAUCUAAGUGAUAGUUAAUAUAGAUUCAAUUUUAAUGUAUUACACAAUUCUGAAAUAUUCUUGGUCUUUUUCUGUCCUCUUUAACUUUUUAGAUACUCAGAAUAAAAUUAUGCUAUGCUCAGUUGUCGUAGUUUUUAAAGUUAUUGUGCCAUUUAAAAAU